GUGGCGCCAAAGCUUGACAACAAAGCGGCUGUUUGCUGCCUUCAACCAACGGACAGUCAGCCUCCGAGUAAACAAAAAGCCUCCGCUGUGUUUUAAAUGUGUUAAAUGUGAGUUAGUUUAAUAUUUUCUCAUAAAUUAAAGUUUUACAAAUGUCAUCAUGGCUUCGAAGACCGACCAACUUCUCAUCGUUGUGUCCAUCCUGGAAGGUCGCCACUUCCCCAAGAGUCCCCGUCUCCGUCUGGUGGUCCGGGCGAGCUUCGAUGGCGAGCAGCUCUCCACGGACCCUGUAGACCACCGAGACCAGCCGCACUUCAGCACCGAGCUGGCCUGGGAGCUGGACCGCCGGACGCUGCACCAGCACAGGCUGCAGAGAACUCCCAUCAAGCUUCAGUGUUUUGCAGUCGACUCUGAGACCAAGAGGAGCGAGAGCGUCGGCUACAUCAUCCUGGACCUCCGGUCUGUGCAGGAGGUCCAACAGGAGCCUCGCUGGUACCCGCUGCUGAGCAGCAAAUACACCAAACAGAGGCCGGCGCUCCUCCUCAGCAUGUCGCUGGAGAGCGAGGCCAAGCCCUCCAAACCCUCUCCUGAUAGGUUCAGAGCCAAGAAGGCCCCGCCCCGUCAAGGUCCUCCUGCAGUCACCGACCUGCUGCCAGACCAGCUGGAGGCCUCACUGAUCCCAGACCAGGGCUACCAUCAAGUGGGACCCGCAGAGCUCUGCUCCGACAUGUUCGUCCUGUCCGUCACCGUGGCCUUUGCUACCAAACUAGAGCAGUUGAUCUCCAGCACCAUGAAGCUGUCGGCGGAGGAGUCGGGCUUCUUCUUCUACUACACUUUACUGGGCAACGACAUCACCAGCGAUCCUUUCGACAACCUGCUGAGCCCCGACUUCGAGCCGGAGCGCGCCUCUGUGCGGAUCCGCAGCAGCAAACAGGUCCUGCAGAGCUUCCUGUCUCAUCAGCCCAGUUUACAGAUCCACCUGUGCUGUGGGAAUCACUCUCUGGGCAGCACCGACGUCUCUCUCUCGGCUCUCUCUGCCGUGUCGGUGGAUCUGGAGAAUAAGGCGGCGACGGUGGAGGGAGCGUUUAUACUGAAACCUCCCAAACGCGCCAGACAGGCGCUGCCGGCUCUGCCCGCCGACCUGCAGCCGACUGUGGGGGUGGCGGUCACCCUGAGGAGGGAGGAGGUCACACCACAGUCUGUAGGGACUAAAGGAGCUCACGCCGACCCUCCUCCUCCCUCUGCUCCUCCUCCGGCUGCACAGAGACCUCGUAGCUCCUCUCCGGCUCGGAAACCUCCCUCCUCUCCUCCUUUUCCUCCUCCUUCCUCUCACACAGAGAGCGAAGCAGAGAGUCUGCUGGAGGAGCUUCAGCAUGGCAAAGAGCAGGCGGGACAGCUGGCAGCUGCAGAUCUGGAGCUUCAGAGUCGGACCGAAGCGACGGCAGAAGGCGGAGCUUCGUCCGUCAGUGUCUCUGCUCCCAAAGUGUCCAUCCCGUCCUCCGCCCACCACUAUUGCUUCUCUCUGGACCUCCGCGGCCUGAGAAACCUCAGCCUGACGCACCACGUCGCCGCUACGCUCAGGUAUUCGUAUCCGUUCUUUGGCAGCGCGGCUCCCAUCAUGACCAACCCUCCUGUGGAGCUGCAGAGGAACGUGGAGGCGUCUCUGCCUCAGUCCUACUGCGCCUUCGACUUCGCCGCUCUGCCUCAGCAGCUGCAGGACACCUUCCUCAGGUGGUGCAAUAGGACUGUUUUCACC
Molecule: messenger RNA, 1753 nt
Organism: Anarrhichthys ocellatus (wolf-eel)
Lineage: Eukaryota; Metazoa; Chordata; Actinopteri; Perciformes; Anarhichadidae
Gene: cep120
Product: centrosomal protein 120
Exons: 11
Biological process (GO): positive regulation of centriole elongation; interkinetic nuclear migration
Cellular component (GO): centrosome
Source: RefSeq, a predicted model, not a curated record